CCAAUUGGUGCACUAAUGCGUCCCUGGCGUAUACGACCGUUGCGAGUAGUACAAUUUUAGCGUCAACAUCAGGUUUCUUCACAUUGGGUAUCGGUUCGCUCGCUGGGAUCGAAAAGUUUACACUUAUCAAAUUUCUGACGGUCAUCAUUAGCGUCAUCGGUGUUUUUCUGAUAUCGAUUAAGGCACCCGACGAGAACCAGCAUAAUCCCAUUGAUCAUUUGUUCGGUGACUCCCUUGCGCUCGUUGGUGCAUUUUUCUACGGUUGCUACACAGUUUUGCUGAAGCUUCGAAUACAAGAUGAAUCUCGCAUUAACAUGCCUUUAUUCUUCGGUUUCGUUGGUCUUUAUAAUAUUUUUUUAUUAUGGCCACUCUUUUUGUUACUUCACGUCACGGGUGUUGAGGAAUUCCAACUUCCACCCGAUGGUAACGUUUGGAUUAUGAUCAUGGUUAAUGCGUUGGUAGGUACUUUUCUUUCAGAUUAUCUGUGGCUAUUGUCUGUACUCAUGACAUCACCGUUAGUGGUUACGCUUGGGCUAUCAUUGACAAUACCAUUAGCAUUAUUUGGGGAUUAUGUCUUUAAAGGAAUAAUCAUGAACCCAGGAUAUUGGCUCGGUGCUUUGCUGGUAGUGAGCGGUUUUCUUGGUGUCAAUCUGGCAACAAUUAAAGAGAGUAAACGCGAACACAAGUUUACCCCGUUAUUGAUUGAUGAGCCUGUCACCAUGUGA
Acaulospora morrowiae is the source of this 725-nucleotide messenger RNA. The record is from the annotation of a GenBank genome assembly. NCBI's taxonomy places the organism in Eukaryota, Fungi, Glomeromycota, Glomeromycetes, Diversisporales, Acaulosporaceae.